AUGGCCUUGGUGUGGCUCAUGGUGUUUCUGACAUCUGUCUCCGGUCUGCUGCAAAUGGAGGAAGAUCCCAAUUUACUGAUUAAGAACCUAAGGAUGGAGCCGGGAGAAAGGAGACUGACCUGGGACCUCCAUGGAAAUGCUUCUGAAAUUAUGUGUUUCAUAAAUUCAAAACUUAUCACUAAGGCCAUCGACAACAACCGUUACUGCCAGUUCCAAGUAGUUCCCUUAUGUGAAGUGAAAAACUUCACCAUCUCCUUGACCAAAGGCCCACCAUUCUUGAUGGGGAUUCAGUAUCCUCUGCAAGAAGGAAACCCUGGGGCGGCCGCACAACGUCUGGACUGCUGGGUGCACGAUGUGGACUUCCUGACGUGCAGCUGGGAGGUGGGCAGGGAGGCCCCCAGUGAUGUCCAGUAUCGCCUGUACUGGCAGGAGCUGAGGACCCACAGGGAGCAGGAGUGUCCACAUUACGAAAUGGAUGAUCGGGGGAAACACGUCCGGUGUCGUUUCAAUGAUGUGUCCAGAUUGCCGAAACAGCUCCAGAUCCUGGUGAGAGGCACAAGCCACGGCGCCAGGAUCCCCUGCUUGGACCGUUCUGUCGAAUUAUCAGAAAUUGAGAGAUUAAGUCCACCCAAUAUCACUGCAAUGUGUAACAAAUCAUAUUCGAUGAUGGAAUGGAAAGCGUCAAGCCACGUCAAUCUCAGAUUUGAGUACGAACUUCAAAUACAAAAGGGCAGCGAUCCCGCCUACACAGAGAAGCUCCAGGAAAACUUCUUCCAGAUUCACAAUCCCGGGAACUACAUGGCGAGACUAAAGGUGAAAGGUUUCUUCCGCAACACGUGGAGCGAGUGGAGUGCCCCCCAAUACUUUGCGUGCGACCUCGGGGAGGACGCGCAGUGGCCCAACUGGCUGUUGACCACGCUGGUCUUGCUGGGAACACUGCUGGCCCUGGGACUCGCGGUCGUGCUGUGUGGAAGGUACUCAGUGUUGCAGAAGCUCUUUCCUCCUAUCCCUCACAUGAAAGACCCCAUCACCGACAACCUUGAGGGCAGCAAGUUGGUGGCCUGGGAGGCCAGCAGAGCAAGCAGGGAGGACUGCCCGGUGGCGGAGUCCCUGGACUCCGGGGGUGGGAUACAGCCCGCCACGGCGGGCCCCCUGGGCCCCUCUCUCCGGCCUCCUGAAAUGGGCCCCAUCCAGAUUGCCGCUAACAAGUCGGCUGGACUGUUGUGGCAGAACAAGCAUGUGCACCCACCAGUCUUGAAGAGGAAACUGGCCUUCCACAUCCAGGAUGCCCCAGCCCUGGAGAGGUUCCAGAACCCUCAGUUGGCCUUUCUAGCCCAGGUCCCCCCGAAGCAAUGCCAGGAUCCAACAUUCAGCCUGGAGGAGACUUUCCUCCUGCAGUGA
This is a messenger RNA of Odobenus rosmarus divergens (Pacific walrus), 1401 nucleotides long. RefSeq names its product interleukin 3 receptor, alpha (low affinity) (gene IL3RA). Gene Ontology annotation, molecular function: cytokine receptor activity; protein binding. The record is from RefSeq and is a predicted model, not a curated record. Lineage: Eukaryota; Metazoa; Chordata; Mammalia; Carnivora; Odobenidae. The coding region runs from base 1 to 1401 and encodes 466 amino acids. Gene Ontology annotation, biological process: cytokine-mediated signaling pathway; immunoglobulin mediated immune response. The transcript has 13 exons. Gene Ontology annotation, cellular component: membrane; external side of plasma membrane.